AUGUAUGCGAGAAGGUUUGCGCCUUUAACACGCUUACACUUCGCCUCGGCGUUGGUGGCCGCUUUUGAGCAGAUAUUGGGGGGGGGGCGCUCUAAUCAGCAGUGGCAUUUCUAUCUGUCCAAGGACGUUAUGGAUAUGCGCGCCACUAAUUCGGGAGACUCGAAUCAGAUGGCUUACUCUAGUUCGAAUUUGGCUACCUUAACUUCGAUUUUAACACCUUCUGACUCCCCUUAUUACGAAUUAGCACAUUUGAACUACAAUAUACCAUACAAACAUCUCCCAGCGAACUCUACCACAGGGAUAAUUAAAGAUCUGAUGAAUAUAGGGCAUGGAGUUGGGAGGGGUCGAUUGGGUGAUGAUAACUACACUAGGUCAAUUGAGCUAUUAGCCAUGAGGGAUAAAGUCACGUGCGACAGAAGCGACCCGUGCCACAACUGCAUUUCAAACAAUAUAAAUUCUAGGAGAGAAUUCUUGCCACCGCCUCGAAAUUCUCUUCAUACUCCAAUGGGCCUUGAUUUUGAUUUGACACAAAGAUUUCCAAAGGCAAACAGUUCUCUAGCAGACUCCUCUCAUCCCAUUUAUCAAUGGUUGCCAAAGUGGAAAACCGAUCAAUAUCAAUCUUGGAAAGGCCGUGAUUGUUACCACAAGUAUUCAAAUCGCCUGGAAAGCGGAGAAGUUGUGGGCUUUCAAGGCACCUUAGUACAUCAAUGUCUCCCCCCAGUAUCCAUGGUCAUGAACCGAGGUCAUAACCUCGAGGAAAUAAAAUUGUACGCCUCGCUUCCUAUGGUCCCUAAUUUCUACGGGCAAAACAUAAUCCGUGAAACCCAGAUGAAGAGUAGACUAUGGAAAGAGUUACUCCUUUGGCCAUCGAAUGGUCCGCACAUUCGAACAUCUACUAUGGAGGCCACUAACGCAAUUCCCAGUGGACCAAAAUUACCAACUACUCUAUGGAUUUGGUUCCUGCCAACCUACUUCCAUCGGUCACUGAGCAGACGAUUUCCAUGGCUCUCAAUGAAUCUGAGGACAGUCAAAUUCCUCCUCAAGCCUGACGGAGAGUAUGGUAACAUUUUUGUACUGUUUGCGUCUUCUCUGAUCUUUUACUCCAUACGUCCACUUAUCAUUCAAUAUGGGCUUAUUGGACGCCUGGAUGACAAAGUGGGAACAAUCCACAGUGAAUCAAAAAUGAGAGAUCAAACACUAUACUCUUUCCUAAGGGGGUUUCUCCAACUCAUGAGCAGAGAUAAGGACAUCCAUGAAUGCCACAUUAAGCAUCAUUACCAGGACACUACUGUUUAUAGAAUCAAGAUCUUCAGUAGACUAAUCAUUGUCGAAGUCAUUGUCAAUAAUAUGAAGACGUAUCUUGAAGCCGUAAAUGUCUCUAGAAUUCUCGUUCUUUCUGGAACUUCAACUGGGAUAUCUGAAUACAAGUCCCACGCAGACAGGCCGAGAAGUGGUGCUCCAGAUUUUCUUUACCGUGGGCAUCACAUCUUGCCCCGAGAGCUGCGUUCGAGCUAUGCUCAAAGCUUCGUCAGCUGUCGCGGUAUACAAGCCCGCACAGGAAUGGCGCCAUUCCGCUUUUCUUCCUUUCUCCUCGCUUUCUUCUUGCUACCAGACGCUAUGCUCUUGAACGAGAUGCACCUCUUGCGGUCUUUGGGGUCUCAUAUGUGGUGUCGAGUUCUAUGUUGGUCAUACAUACCAUUCAAUUUAAAAUGCAAGAAAAUAUUUAAUAUUAUCGUAGUGCAUAGUUUUUCAUUGGUAGAAAGUAUAUUGCUUGAGAGAGAGCCUCCAAACUUUGGCAUCACAUCUAACAUGCCAUUACCAAGAAUCCGAACGAGGCUAGAAACCACCGGACGCCGCAGCCACACAAUUGUAGGCCUCCACAGUUCCUGGAUCACGCUGCAGUCGAAUAUGGGGAGACGCGGCAAUAUUUCGCUUAUGCAUCCUGCCUUACGGGAAGAUCUAUAUGUUCAUUGGACUGAUAAACAUCCCUGGUCCUUCAGGCACUUGGACUUUCAUAACUCAAUCCGAGUGGGUGUUCGUGUUACAGAAAUACUUCUGGUGCGAGACAUGGGAGUAGACAGCCCGCAACCUACAGAGAUAUCACUAGCUCAGAAGCCUAGUGUGUGUCUGAUAUUUUUCCUCCAUUGUCUACGAACUCCCCAACCCAAUCCCGAAUCCUUAACCCGCUGCCAUCGCUCGAAAUCUCCUCUUCUGAACUGCCACACCACCUGGGAGAUUAUAAUGGGCAGCUUUCAGGGAGGCUUAUUCAUGAAGCAGCAUGCACGCCGGUCUUCCUUCAACAAGCUUUCGGUCGAAGGACAGCAAACCUUGGGUGCAAGAAAAGAAAAAAAAAAUGGAGCCAAAGAUUGCGCGUUGGACGCAUGCCUCUGCAUGUUUCCUACGAGACCCUUGAGGUUAUACUUGCCGACAGGCCACAACCAUCUCAACCCCCACUUGCUUCCUACCACCUACUACACAAACGCACUCACUUGCAUUGAAUACAUCACAUACCAACACGAUAUGAUAACGAUACAUGGAGGUUGGGGGGUCAGGGAUCGCUGUUGGGGAAGGCGCAACGGAAACCACGGCUCGGCGCGAGCCGCACAUGCCACUUCGGAAACUAUGAUUGGUAAGAGAUAUAAUAUUUGCGCGUGCUAUUAUGGCAGCUAUGUUUUGGAGGGGGCUGGAUGUUCAAGUUGGAAAAGAAUGUAUGUCACUGUUGAGAUCGGCGAUCGGCAGCAGUCUUCGAACUGUGAUGCAGCCUUCAAACCGCCCUUAACCACUGAUCCCCGAGACACCGGCAAGACACGCAACCCGAGAAAUCUUAUAAGAUCGGGACAGACUGAAAUAAACCUUCCAGAGGUAGAAACUGAUAUAGAGAAAAAUGGCCCACUAAGAACUCUGGCAGCUGUGAAGCUUAUUGGGGACGGUAAGGACUAUUCCAUUAAAGCGUUAAAAUGUUUAUUCAUAUUGAGCUGUGACUUUAAUUUCAGGAAAGACUGCCAGACUCCCAAUUCUCAGGCCAAAACAGGUUGUAGAGGAGGGAUUUGGAAUAGUCAGUGCUAUGAAAUGGUAUCUUGCGACGCGCCGGACUACCGGUCACUGCAAUACGGCCAAUUUCUCACCUUAACGAAACAUACCUUUCGCAUGCAUGGCUCUCACGAUAGUCGCCUGCUCACACGAUGGUCUCAUCAAUCAACCCAUUUCUUCAUGUCUCUGGUGCUCCUCCUAGCUUCACAUUAUCCCUGCCUGAAAUUUGGAGAUUUUGCUGAAGGAUACUACCGGGCACCAACCUGCCAUGGUGCUUCUCACGUACUCGAGGUUCUAGCCAUUGUGGUUGCAACUGCAGACGUAAGCGGCGUGACACUCGUGGGGCUGACGAUAAGUCAAUUUAUCCCGUUAUUUCAUCAGACGGGGUUUGCUCUGGUCUUGUUCCUUUGUCUCUCAAUUGCUGUUCUCAUUAAAUUCCAACCCAUGAACCACGAUGAACGAACUCCGCAUCGCCCACCUACUGACACGCUACAGAAACUAGCACUUCUAAUAGGACGUCCUCCGUGCCGUACUGUCCCAGAGGGGUCAGCUACGGAGGUCUUAUGGAGGUGGUAUUCAAGGUAUUCUAGUGGCGUGAGAUCUUUCCAAGCCGUUUAG
Messenger RNA from Lindgomyces ingoldianus, 3648 nucleotides. RefSeq lists its product as uncharacterized. The record is from RefSeq and is a predicted model, not a curated record. Lineage: Eukaryota; Fungi; Ascomycota; Dothideomycetes; Pleosporales; Lindgomycetaceae. The transcript is spliced from 37 exons. The coding region runs from base 1 to 3648 and encodes 1215 amino acids.